CGUAUAUUAGCUACAUGCUACAUCGCUCUACACCUGUCGUCUCAAUCUAUAUAUUUGACCUCAUCAUCUUUCACGCUGUAAAACUGCUCAAGUUCCAAGCCCACCGACACGCCAUCGUCACGCGUCUCUGUCAUACUCAACUACACAAAUAGCCACCGACGCAGCCGCAAUGCCCGCCGCCGCAACUCUUCUCACACCAAUUGGAUACCAGCCAGGUGAUUGUGGCUACUGCAAAGGCGAUGAUUCAAGUGGCUCGUACUACGUGAUUACAAAUUCUCUAAGCGCCCAAGUAUACCAAGGCUUGAUUGACCGAGGAUGGAGAAGAUCAGGAAAUCUCAUAUACAAGCCUGAUGUGUAUCGAUCAUGCUGCCCGCACUACACAGUCAGACUACCUGCAAAAGAUCUAGUCACAAGUAGCAGUCAACGGAGAGCGUUAAACGUUUGGAACAAAUUUGUGCUUGGAGAAGAAUACAUCAAGGAGACCGCUAAACGAUUUCCCAAGACCAAAGAAGAGAAAGCCCGUCAAAGAAAUGGCUUCGAUCUGCUGCAUACAGUUCAUGAAGCCGAAGCUGACCAGCUCAAGCCCGUCGACUCUGCUCAUCGCUUUGAGGUUACUCUUGAGCCAGAUGACUGUACUGAAGAGAAGUUCCAGCUAUACAAGAACUAUCAGAUACACGUUCAUCAUGAUGAGCCCGAAGAGCUUACCAAGAAAGGCUUCGAACGCUUUCUUUGCAAGUCUCCUAUAGUGCGUCGGACCGUCAAGAAAGAAGGCAAAGAGCAACGCCUGGGGUCAUUUCAUCAAUGCUAUCGACUCGACGGCCGACUCAUUGCUAUUGGUGUGCUCGACCUUUUGCCGCAUGCAGUCAGUGGAGUAUACUUCAUCUACCAUCAAGACUUUGAAAAGUACAGCUUCGGCAAGCUCAGCGCCAUGAGAGAAGCUGCUCUUGCUCUUGAAGGUGGUUAUGAGUUCUACUACAUGGGCUACUACAUUCACGAGUGUAUCAAGAUGAGAUACAAGGGCGACUACAAGCCACAAUACGUCCUGGAUCCGGAGACCAACAAGUGGGAUCCUCUUGACGGAGAGGCACGCGAGCUGAUGGACCAGAAGAAAUACGUCUCUUUGUCACGAGAACACAAGCAAAGGAGGGGCGAGGAAGUAGUCGCGUAUCGACUGAACACUCCCUUGGAGGUAUCUGAGAGCUCGGAAGCUCUGUUCAGUAUGGGCAUGCCGGGUAUGAUGAGCCCCGAAGAAGUCGAAGAGCAGAUGGACCUUGACAGGAUACGCAUCCACAUCAACCAGGGCAUGACAGUGCACACCGAGGAUCUCGUGGCAUGGGAGGAUGGCGACAUCAACGACUCAAAAUCUAUUAAAGGCGUCGUUGGCAGAUAUGCUGCGAUGGUGGGACAUGAAGUGGCCAGAUUGGCUAUCCUAGACUUCUCAGGACAAUAACUGCUAUGGACGGAAUGAGCUUCGAGGAGAGUUAGCAACUAUGUUUUCUUCCACAACACACUCGAUCACUCGGUCUUCUGAUCAGCGCCUUCCCAAUCGAUGUGAUGGCGGCAUAAAAGAUGAUGACGCUGCAAGAAACAGGCAGUCGCCUUCGCCUCAGGUCCUUCCUGGUAAAUGGCGGAAACAACUGCAUCAAACAUACUCAGCGUUGACAUCUGACCUUGACCAGAUUACUAUCAUCAUUAGAUGUCCGAAUGCUUGAUACCUUAUCGAAAUCCAUCAGAAAGUAUACGUACAUUCAACAAAGAUGCCUGUAUCAAUUCAC
Molecule: messenger RNA, 1775 nt
Organism: Aureobasidium subglaciale EXF-2481
Lineage: Eukaryota; Fungi; Ascomycota; Dothideomycetes; Dothideales; Saccotheciaceae
Exons: 8
Coding region: 170-1450 (426 amino acids)
Biological process (GO): protein arginylation
Cellular component (GO): cytoplasm
Molecular function (GO): arginyl-tRNA--protein transferase activity
Source: RefSeq, a predicted model, not a curated record